AUGCCGGGAUAUGCCAAGUUUAUGAAGGAGUUAGUCACAAAGAAAAGGAGCUUGGAUUUUGACACAAUCGAAGUUUCCCAUAGUUGUAGUGAAGUUAUGACUAAGGAGCUAAUUAAAAAGAGAGAAGAUCCCAGAGUGUUAACCAUCCCUUGCACCAUCGGUAUGCUCCAAUUUGCUAGAGCUCUAUGCGAUUUGGGAGAAAGCAUCAACCUAAUGCCAUAUUCAAUCUAUAAACAACUUGGGUUGAGGGAAACGAAAGCCACAUCAAUGAGACUCUUGAUGGCCGACCGAUCAAUUAAACAUCUGGGGAUACUAUACGACAUCGUGGUAAAGGUUGAACGAUUCAUUUUUCCAGCUUAUUUUGUCAUUCUCGAUUGUGAAAUAGAUGCUAAAAUUCCCAUCAUUUUGGGAAGACCAUUCUUGGCAACCGGGAGAGCAUUGGUGGAUGUUGAAAGCGGAGAAUUGAAGUUUUGGGUGAACGAAGAUGAAGAAACCUUUAAUGUUUGUAACUCAAUGAAACACCCAAGUGAUAUUCAUGUAGUAUCCACUGUUGAUGUUAUUGAUAAGGCGGUGACUAGUGUGAGCCAUUUGAUGUGUAUGAGUGAACCACUUGAAGUUGUGCUUGCUAAUUAUGAUGAAUUCGAAAUUCAUGGCAAAGAAGAGGUAGUAGCUGCUCUUUUAUGCUUGGGAGGGUAUUCAAAGACUCCAUUGAAGUUGGACAUUGAUCCAAAAACUUGA
Molecule: messenger RNA, 738 nt
Organism: Solanum stenotomum
Lineage: Eukaryota; Viridiplantae; Streptophyta; Magnoliopsida; Solanales; Solanaceae
Exons: 1
Coding region: 1-738 (245 amino acids)
Source: RefSeq, a predicted model, not a curated record